GGUGUCCACUGAGCACUUCUUGGAUCAACAGCCCCCCGCCCCCGGGGUCGGGCAGGGGGUCUGGGGCAGGGCUGCAGCAGCUCCAGCAGCGGCUUGGGAAGGCCUCCUUGGGCUGGGAGGAGCUAAAGAGGCCCCUGCCAGCCUGUCACAGGCUCUUGGCACUGGCACUGGCUCUGGCUUACACACACACACACACACACACACACGUGUGCACACACUGGCAAGCACCCCCUUGGUGGCCUCCACGGUCUCACUUUCAGGCUCACAGCUGGAUCCGUGGGGACACAGUGACAUGAGAGGCACACCACAGACCCACCUCCUGGCCUUCUCCCUCCUCUGCCUCCUCUCCAAGGUGUGUGCCCAGCUGUGUCCAACACCAUGUACUUGUCCCUGGCCACCACCCCGAUGCCCACUGGGGGUGCCCCUGGUGCUGGACGGCUGCAACUGCUGCCGGGUAUGUGCACGGCGGCUGGGGGAGCCCUGCGACCAUCUCCACGUCUGCGACCCCAGCCAGGGGCUGGUGUGCCAGCUCGGGGCGGGCCCUGGCGGCCAGGGGGCCGUGUGCCUCUGGGGAGAGGAUGACGGCAGCUGUGAGGUGAAUGGCCGCCUCUACCGGGAUGGGGAGACCUUCCAGCCCCACUGCAGGAUCCGCUGCCGCUGCGAGGACGGCGGCUUCACCUGUGUGCCCCUGUGCAGCGAGGACGUGCGGCUGCCCACUUGGGACUGUCCCCACCCCAAGAGGGUGGAAGUCCCGGGCAAGUGCUGCCCCGAGUGGGUGUGCGACCAGCGAGGGGGGCUGGGGGUCCAGCCCCUCCCAGCCCAAGGACCCCAGUUUUCUGGUCUUAUCGCUCCCCCAGCCCCUGGUGUCUCCUGCCCAGAAUGGAGCACGGCCUGGGGCCCCUGCUCAACCACCUGUGGGCUGGGCGUGGCCACCCGGGUGUCCAACCAGAAUCACUUCUGCCGCCUGGAGACCCAGCGCCGCCUGUGCCUACUUAGGCCCUGCCCACCCGCUAGGGGCCACAGCCCACGGAACCGUGCCACUUAGAGCCGGACUGAGAAUGGACACUCGGUGUCACCCGCCCAGCAGGCAACCAGGGUGCAGGAAACAGUCCAGCUUGGGUCCACCACCCAGGCCCUGGAGGACAAGAGUGUUUCCAAGUCAGCUGGCCCAUCUGGACCCUGAGAUACAGCAGGAUGCAUGCCCUCAUCCCCCUUUCUCUAACUCACAGCCUGGGAGAACGGCCAGGGUUCUUCUGGUCCAUUCACAGCCUUUAUCAAUGAUGCACACGGGCUAGCUUUCCAGAGAUGGGGCCACCAUCUCUCCCUUAAUCAUUAGACUAAGGCAGGUGCUGGGCUGCACGGACUGUUUUUCUGGGAGUGUGAUGAAGAGGGGCACCGAUGUUCUCAGUAUCCUGCUUCCUUUCCUGGAGCCAUAUAAGAACAUCCCUGAAUAUGUGCCUAUGUGUCAGGCUUGUGCUGUCUGAGAAAGCCCUCCCUCCCCACCCUGGGCAGAAUUCAGGGGCUGAAUUCUUUGUGAAAAUCACAAGGUGAAAUCACACUGUCUUGAAGAAAGUCAGAAAACAGGCCUUAAACUGACCCAUUAAACCCAACUUGUAUUAGUAAGAAUUAACCUUUUUUGAGACCCUGCAAUGCGCCAGGCCAAGAUAGGCACUUUAUACAGGUCGGUGCUUGGAAACAUUUUUGACUAGAGAAAAGUAGGGGAGGAUGAAAACAACCUCCUAUAGACAUGGGAACAUGGCCUGAAAUAAACCAGCCCACAUGUGAAAUUC
Hippopotamus amphibius kiboko is the source of this 1790-nucleotide messenger RNA. RefSeq names its product cellular communication network factor 5 (gene CCN5). Gene Ontology annotation, cellular component: extracellular matrix; extracellular region. Gene Ontology annotation, biological process: cell adhesion; signal transduction. The transcript has 5 exons. The record is from RefSeq and is a predicted model, not a curated record. Gene Ontology annotation, molecular function: heparin binding; integrin binding. Bases 293 to 1045 code for a protein of 250 amino acids. Lineage: Eukaryota; Metazoa; Chordata; Mammalia; Artiodactyla; Hippopotamidae.